This is a messenger RNA of Frankliniella occidentalis (western flower thrips), 4594 nucleotides long. RefSeq names its product FACT complex subunit spt16 (gene dre4). Gene Ontology annotation, cellular component: FACT complex. Gene Ontology annotation, molecular function: nucleosome binding. The record is from RefSeq and is a predicted model, not a curated record. Lineage: Eukaryota; Metazoa; Arthropoda; Insecta; Thysanoptera; Thripidae. Gene Ontology annotation, biological process: positive regulation of transcription elongation by RNA polymerase II; transcription elongation by RNA polymerase II. The transcript has 21 exons. The coding region runs from base 324 to 3653 and encodes 1109 amino acids.
UUAUCGAAGGAGUGCGAAGGUUUAAAGGUUUUCUAGAAUCAAGUUCAUUCAAAGCUGUACGAAGCUUCCACGAGCGUUGAACAACACGUGGUAGUAGUCGUGGGAUGAGAAUCCGAGAGUUGCGCCUCUUCGUUUCUGAUAUCUGUGCUGCUGAAAUCCGCUAUGUUCCCGCCAUGUUAUUGUUUGUACGCUCGCUAGGUGUUGGAACGACUUCAAAUAAGUACUGAGUAUUGUCGAAAGAAAUGAUUGCAGUGCUCCGGGAGUAAGCAGAGGGCAACCCGGAAUCUUUGUGCUGCGAAAAAUUGCUCCUAAUCGCUGUCAAAAUGUCUAGCACCACUUUAGACAAGGAUACGUUUUUCCGGCGUAUGAGGAAGCUGUACUCGGCGUGGAAGGACGCCGAAGGUGGUAAUGACGAUGGCUUUGGCAAAAUGGAUGCUUUGGUGUCAGCAGUUGGUGAAAACGACGAUAUUAUGUACAGCAAAUCAUCAGCACUACAGACAUGGCUUUUGGGGUAUGAACUCAAAGACACCAUCAUGAUCCUGACAUCUGAGGCUAUUCACUUUUUGUCGAGCAAAAAGAAAAUUGAAUUUUUACGUCAGAUUGAGGCUAAUAAGGAUGAGAACAAUGUUCCUCCCGUAAAGCUUCUUACACGAGAUAAGGGAGAUGUGGACAAGAACCAUAUGAAAAAGCUCAUUGAAGAAAUAAAGAAGAGUAAAAGUGGAAAGACUGUUGGGCUUUUUGGUAAAGAGAACUAUCCAGGUGCUUUUGCAGAUAUGUGGCGGAGUAUGCUCAAAAAAGAGAGUUUUGAAACUGUUGAUGUAAGUGCUGCUGUUGCAUUGGUCAUGGCGCCUAAGGAGGAUUCUGAGCUUGCCAUUUUGAAGAAAGCUAGCAACGUCACAAUGGAUGUCUUUACCAAGUAUCUCAAGGAUCAACUAAUGGAUAUUAUUGAUUCUGACAAGAAAGUAAAACACAUGAAACUGUCAGAAGGUGUGGAUCAUGCCAUGACAGACAAAAAAUAUGUGACUGGUGUUGAUACCGGUCAGGUUGAUACAUGCUACCCAGCUAUUAUUCAGUCUGGUGGAAACUAUGCUCUGAAAUUCAGUGUCACAAGUGAUAAAAAUCUGCUUCACUUUGGCGUUAUUGUUUGCUCUUUGGGUGCUCGUUACAAGUCCUAUUGUUCAAAUAUUGUACGGACAUUCAUGGUGAACCCACCUGACGCAAUGCAAGCCAACUACAACUUCUUAGUGAGUGUAGAAGAAGAGAUUCUGAAAGCUCUGGUUGCUGGAUCAAAACUGUCAGAUGUGUAUGAGUCAGUGUUAUCAUUUGUAAAGAAAGAAAAACCAGAAUUUGUGGAUAAACUUACGAAAACUUUUGGUUUUGCUAUGGGCAUUGAAUUUCGUGAAAGUUCUCUGACCAUUGGGCCUAAAACUGCAGCUGUUGUCAAGAAGGGCACAGUUUUCAAUGUAAAUGUUGGUCUGUCUGGCUUGACCAACAAAGAAGCUUCUGACAAAGAGAGUAAAACUUAUGCUCUAUUUAUUGGUGACACCGUUGUUGUAAAUGAUGGCCAACCAGCUACUAUUCUUACUCUGCUGAAGAAGAAAAUCAAUAAUGUUGGAAUCUUUUUGAAAGAUGAAAAUGAAGAUGAUGAUGAUGAUGAAGGUGAUAAGGAGCAAGAGCAAAAGCAAGAGCCUCUUGUAGGAAGAGGUAGAAGAACAGCAGUUCUUGAUUCAAAGCUUAGGACUGAUUCUUCCUCUGAAGAGAAACGGAAACAGCAUCAGAAAGAGCUUGCCCAAGCAAUCAAUGAAGCAGCUCGUGCUCGAAUGGCUCAGCAAGGAGAGGGUAAAGAAAAAGAAAAGGUUCGCAAAUCUACUGUCUCUUACAAGACCCGCAGUCAGAUGCCUAAUGAACCAGAAGUUCGUGAAUUAAAAAUUUAUGUUGAUCGGAAGUACGAAACUGUAAUUUUGCCAGUUUUCGGUAUACCUGUUCCGUUUCACAUUUCCACCAUCAAGAAUAUAUCCCAAUCUGUAGAGGGUGACUACACGUACCUUCGUGUUAAUUUCUUCCAUCCUGGUGCAACUAUGGGCCGUAAUGAAGGAGGUUCAUAUCCUCAACCUGAUGCUACAUUCCUGAAAGAAGUCACUUACCGAAGUAUUAAUACUAAGGAACCUGGUGAACUGUCAGCACCAUCUUCAAAUCUUAACACUGCUUUUAGACUUAUCAAAGAAGUUCAGAAAAAGUUUAAGAAUCGUGAAGCCGAGGAGAGGGAAAAAGAAGAUCUUGUGAAACAAGAUACCUUGGUUCCCACCAACAACAAGGGUAACCCAAAACUCAAAGACCUUUAUAUUCGGCCAAACAUUGUUACAAAGAGAAUGACAGGUUCAUUAGAGGCUCAUGCCAAUGGUUUUCGCUUUACCUCUGUCCGUGGGGACAAAGUAGACAUUCUUUAUAACAACAUCAAGAAUGCAUUCUUUCAACCAUGUGAUGGUGAAAUGAUUAUUUUGUUACAUUUCCACCUAAAGCAUGCCAUAAUGUUUGGCAAGAAAAAACAUGUUGAUGUACAAUUCUAUACAGAAGUGGGUGAAAUCACAACAGAUUUAGGGAAGCAUCAACACAUGCAUGACAGAGAUGACUUAGCUGCUGAGCAAGCAGAAAGAGAACUUCGUCACAAAUUAAAGACAGCUUUCAAGAGCUUUUGUGAAAAAGUUGAAGCCCUUACUAAGCAGGAAAUCGAAUUUGAUACUCCUUUCAGAGAAUUGGGCUUCCCUGGUGCGCCAUACAGAAGCACUGUUCUAUUGCAACCUACUAGUGGAUCUCUUGUCAAUCUCACUGAAUGGCCUCCAUUUGUUGUCACCCUUGAAGAUGUGGAGCUUGUUCAUUUUGAAAGAGUUCAAUUCCACUUAAAAAAUUUUGACAUGAUAUUUGUCUUUAAGGAUUAUAGUAAAAAGGUUGUUAUGGUGAACGCCAUUCCCAUGAACAUGCUGGAUCAUGUCAAAGAGUGGUUAAACUCAUGUGAUAUUCGGUACUCAGAAGGCAUCCAGUCCCUCAACUGGUCAAAGAUUAUGAAAACCAUCACUGAUGACCCUGCUGGGUUCUUUGAAAGUGGUGGGUGGACUUUCCUUGACCCAGAGAGUGAUGAAGAGGAAGGAGCCGCAGAAGAUGAGGAAGUGUCAGAGGAUGAUGCCUAUCAGCCCACUGAUGUGGAUUCUGACGAGGACUCAGAUGAUGAUUCUGAGUAUUCUGAGGCAUCAGAAGAUUCUGACAGUGAAGAAGAGGAGCUUGGAAGCUCAGAAGAGUCUGGUAAAGAUUGGUCGGACCUUGAGAGAGAGGCUGCUGAGGAAGAUAAGGAGCGCCUAGAUUUUAAAGACGAAUAUGCUGACAAAAAGAACAAGAAAGGCUCACACAGGGAAAGCCACCGCUCGCCUGAUAAAAAAUCAAAGCAUAAUGAUAGGGACAGGCACUCUUCAUCUAAACACAAGAGUUCAAGCAGUAGUAACCACAAAUCAAGCAAACAUAGCAGGGACAAGGGAAGAGACAGCAAAUCAUCUCGUUCAUCUAAACAUAGCAGCCCUAAAAAAAGCAGCAGCAGUAGCAGCAGCAAGCGUCCGAGAGACGACAGUCGCGAUCGUCGGAGCUCAAAAAAGCAUAAGAAAUAAACUUCACAAUAUGGACCUUGUGGACCUGUCUUUGAGGUGGUAUCAUCGAAGAGAUUCAUGGAUCAUUGUUACACAUUUGCCUGAUAAUUACCAUAUUGUUAACUAAUUUUCCAUUAAUUCCUCCAUCUAACUGAAGUGAACAUCAUCUUGUAAGAAAUUAAAUGUGAAUUCUAUCCUGUUUAAUCAAACCAGCUGUAUGUUAGUGUUCCCCUUAUUUGUAAGACUGCGUGUUUGUUAUACAAAUGAGACCUCUCAUCAAUCUCAGCAACUAUUUAUUCAAUGUAUCAUUCUUUAAGUUAAAUUUUGGAAAGAAGUACCUUUUAGUGCAACAAUGACCUCAGUUUUGUUGAAUCCUUGUUACAAAAUGUUUUUAUUUAGUCCUAGAAUUUUAAUAGUUGUCUAGCACACAUUUUUUAAGUCUGCCGGAAGCUUGUCUAUGUGAAAAGGAAAUACUUUUUUAUUCUUCUAGCAUGAAAGCAUGAGUAGUUAGUGCCGAUCAUUUGUAAGUUGUGUUCUUAUUUCUUUUCCUUUAGACGUUAAUGAUCUCCCGGUGUUAGUGUCAAGUCAGUAUUGUUCUAAACCCCUGCUUGAUAUUUCUGAUGAUUUUUUUUUUUAUUUCUGAAUACAAGGAACUUUAUGUAUUCUCAUUUCUCUUCAUGUAAAUUCCAAUGAUGUCCAAAAAAAAUGUGCGUAGCUAAUUUAUCUGCAGAAGGGCUGUUUAUUAUACUGUCAGACCUAAUGGCACACAUUUCAUUAUGCUAUAGGAACAAAUCUUUUCUUUUUAAAUGACAAAACGCUAGCUCUACUCAAUAUGUACAGUGCCAAGUAAUAUAUACAAUUUUUUUUUUCAAUAUCCUAAUGUAAAAUGCGGUAACGAGAUCCUUGAUUGCGAUACAGCAAGAGCACAUAGCACAAGUCCUAAAUAAAAGUCCUUUCAGUUA